Molecule: messenger RNA, 1700 nt
Organism: Polyodon spathula (Mississippi paddlefish)
Lineage: Eukaryota; Metazoa; Chordata; Actinopteri; Acipenseriformes; Polyodontidae
Product: dnaJ homolog subfamily B member 14-like
Exons: 8
Coding region: 42-1175 (377 amino acids)
Biological process (GO): cellular response to misfolded protein
Cellular component (GO): endoplasmic reticulum membrane
Molecular function (GO): Hsp70 protein binding
Source: RefSeq, a predicted model, not a curated record
GUAACAGUGAUACAGGCAGGGGGAGGAAGAGGAAGAGGAAGAUGGAAGGGAAUAAGGACGAAGCGGAAAAAUGUAUCCUAAUAGCAAGGAAAGCUCUCGAAGCUGGCGACAAGGAAAAGGCAUUGAAAUUUUUAAAUAAAGCCGAGAAGCUUUAUCCUACUAUUAAAGCUAAAGUACUGCUGGAUGCACUGACAAGGAAUGGAAACUCAGCUGGAAGUGGUGCUUCUUGCAGGAAGCCCACAGACAGCACUGACGGAGGCAAGCCAGAGAAAGAGAGCAACUCGUCAGGUGCUGGAGAGACUCCAAAGAGCUUCACCAAGGACCAGGUGGAGGGAGUACAAAGGAUAAAGAAAUGCAAAGACUAUUAUGAAGUGCUGAGUGUCACUAAAGAGGCCAAUGAGGAGGAGCUGAAGAAAGCUUACAGAAAGCUUGCACUGAAAUUCCACCCUGAUAAAAACCAUGCACCAGGAGCAACGGAUGCAUUCAAAAAGAUUGGGAAUGCAUACGCAGUGCUCAGUAACUCAGAAAAGCGAAAGCAGUAUGACCUGACGGGGGGAGAAGAUACCACAUGCAGUCCCCAGGGCCGGGGAGGAUUCGACUUUCACAGGGGCUUUGAGGCAGACAUCACGCCAGAGGACCUGUUUAACAUGUUCUUCGGAGGAGGGUUCCCUUCAAAUAGCGCAAGUACAUUUACAAAUGGCAGAGCCAGAUACAGCCCUCAAUAUCAGAAUCAAACGAGACGAGAGAGGCAGGAGGACAGGGCUGAUGGUGGGUUUUCAGUGUUUAUUCAACUUAUGCCCAUUGUAGUCCUGAUUCUAGUGUCUGUUUUAAGCCAGUUGAUGAUUUCGACCCCACCUUACAGCCUGUAUCCCAGACCGGCAACCGGACAGACCAUUAAACGUCAGACUGAAAACCUGAUCAUAGAUUAUUACGUCUCAAAAGACUUCAGAUCGGAGUAUAAGGGAAUAGCACUACAAAAAAUUGAAAAGGGUGUGGAGGACGAUUAUGUUUCCAAUGUCAGAAAUAACUGCUGGAAAGAACGACAAACAAAAACAGACUUGCUGUAUGCAGCCAAGGUGUACCGAGAUGAGCGGCUGCGAAGAAAGGCUGAAAUAAUGACCAUGGACAACUGCAAAGAGUUAGACCGGCUCAACGAUCUGUUUCGGGGCGGGUGAUCUGCAUGUCUUUCCCCAUUUAAUGUAUUCAUGUUUUAUAGCUUUUUUUUUUUUUUUUUUUUUUUAAAUGGCCUUAUUGUGGAAGUCAUUGAAGCCACUCCUAAAAAUGCCUUGUUGUAUCUUUAUUGACCAAAAAAGAGAAAGGCUAAUGUGCACCAAUGCUUUUUCCUCUAAGAAGCCUUCAAACAGAAAGGGGAGCAUUGUAGGAGAUAAUGAGACACUGUACUAGGCUUGACUUAGUAUGGCACAAUCUGCCUGUAGUCAUCAGCUUUGUGCAUUCUUUGUCAUUUUAGGUAAGCAUAUUUCUUUAUCCUUUUAAGACACAUUGAUUCUUCAUUUUAUUUAAAUCAUAAAUCUGUUCUUUUUAAAUUAACCCAUUGUAAUAUUACUUUUUUGUUUCAUGAUUUGAACAACAUUUUAAAUGUGUAAUUUUUAUUUAUUUUUUAAAACUCCAAUCCGUUGCACCCAUAAGUACUUCCACUCUUUUGUUUUCCAUCAGUCCAGAAGAAUAUACUUUUAAUAUAG